CCCUUAAAAUUCUUUCAGACCUGGAUAUCUACCUGUGUGAGACCAAGUCUUGAGACUCUAGAUCAGAGACCACCACUAGGCACAAGCAUCACCUGCUUGCAUGAUUAUGGAGAUGGUCUACAUGAUGUUGAAAAUGCCCCUAGUUUUUUGACAACGGCUAAAUAACCAUGGGGUCAAGUGGACUUGGGAAAGCGGCAACGUUAGAUGAACUGCUGAGCACUUGCAUUGAGAUGUUUGAUGACAAUGGAGAGCUGAAUAAUAGUUAUUUGCCAAGAAUAGUUCUACUUAUGCACCGAUGGUAUUUAUCUUCCACUGAGUUGGCAGAAAAACUUCUCUGCAUGUAUCGAAAUGCCAGUGGAGAAAGCUGUGAUGAAUUUCGAUUAAAGAUCUGUUACUUCAUGAGGUACUGGAUUCUGAAGUUUCCCGCAGAGUUUAAUUUGGACCUUGGUUUGAUCCGUAUGACUGAGGAAUUCCGGGAAGUAGUUAGUCAACUAGGAUAUGAGAAACACGUCAGCCUCAUCGACAUAUCCAGCAUUCCUUCCUAUGACUGGAUGAGAAGAGUCACACAGAGGAAAAAAGUAUCCAAGAAGGGAAAAGCCUGUCUGCUCUUUGACCAUCUGGAGCCCAUUGAAUUGGCUGAGCACCUCACUUUUCUGGAGCAUAAAUCUUUUAGAAGGAUCUCAUUCACUGAUUACCAAAGUUAUGUCAUCCAUGGCUGCCUGGAGAAUAACCCAACCUUGGAGAGAUCUAUUGCUUUAUUUAAUGGAAUCUCUAAGUGGGUCCAGUUGAUGGUUCUUAGCAAACCAACCCCUCAGCAAAGGGCAGAAGUCAUCACAAAGUUUAUCAAUGUUGCCAAGAAGCUCCUUCAGCUCAAAAAUUUUAACACCCUGAUGGCAGUGGUAGGAGGCCUUAGUCAUAGUUCCAUUUCCCGGCUCAAAGAGACCCAUUCUCAUCUUUCUUCAGAAGUUACAAAGAACUGGAAUGAAAUGACGGAGCUGGUCUCCUCCAACGGCAAUUACUGUAAUUGCCGCAAGGCCUUUGCCGACUGUGAUGGCUUCAAAAUCCCAAUCCUUGGCGUCCACUUGAAAGACUUGAUAGCAGUCCAUGUCAUUUUCCCAGACUGGAUGGAGGAGAACAAAGUGAACAUUGUGAAAAUGCACCAGCUCUCCGUUACCUUGAGUGAACUGGUCUCCCUACAGAAUGCCUCUCACCACUUGGAACCCAACCUGGAUUUGAUCAACUUGCUCACGCCCCCUGAACAGUACUGGGCACAUGAAGGAAAGAGGACCACACCACCAAACUGUUGA
This is a messenger RNA of Balaenoptera acutorostrata (minke whale), 1307 nucleotides long. Its product is annotated as ras guanyl-releasing protein 3-like. Bases 168 to 1307 code for a protein of 379 amino acids. Gene Ontology annotation, molecular function: guanyl-nucleotide exchange factor activity. Gene Ontology annotation, cellular component: plasma membrane. Lineage: Eukaryota; Metazoa; Chordata; Mammalia; Artiodactyla; Balaenopteridae. Gene Ontology annotation, biological process: positive regulation of GTPase activity; Ras protein signal transduction. The record is from RefSeq and is a predicted model, not a curated record. The transcript has a single exon.